AUGUCUAUCCGGUGGCUGCUCUCACUUCUACUUGCCACGUGGACGCUUCUCUCGAUCGCGCGGCUCGUGUUCGAUUUGAUUGGAAAUCUUUGGGUCGUUGUCGUUUUUGAUUUUGUGCAGAUAGUGUUUCUGAUAUCCGGUCUCUUCGGUGCCACUCAAAAACGUCGGCCACUUCUCUACACUCUCCUCACUUCGAAUGCUCUCUCCGUCAUUGUCAAUGUGCUCAUUUUCCUAUGGUACAUUGGAGUUUUCGGAGAGAUUUCAAGGCCUUAUCUGUCAGCGGGACUACCAUAUUCGUCGUCGUUCUUUUUGAGAUUCACGCCCGGGUGUGAUGCGGAGUUUGAUGUGAUCAGAAAAAAAUGGGUCCAAAAAACCUGUCUAAUCCCAUUCUACUCAAUCGAAGCCUCCCAAUCAAUUCUUCACAUCAUCUUCGCCAUCGUCACCUCCAUUUUCUCAAUUCUAGUUCUCAUUGAAAUCAAAAAGAAGCCCAUCAGAUCGUGCUCCCAAUCCAUCAAUCACUAUGCUCAGAUUAGUGCAUCGAAAGUUGCAAAGGCACCGAGCACGGGGACAACUAAUAAUUCGAGUAGUGGAUAUUUGAAUUCUCAGUAUGACGACUUGAGUUCAUCUCGAGAGAAGUCAUCGGCAGAGGUCAAAAAAGAGGUAAAAGGGCAAUUCGAGAGGAAUUCAAAGAAGAAAAAGAAGACGCCUCGUCCAGCAAUGCCGGCUCCAGACUGUGCUCCAUGCUCCUCAAAUCGAUCAUCUGAAGAGGAGAAUAAUCCUGAAGACGUCUAUACAAAACCAAUAAAAAAGAAGUCACUGGUGUUGAGACGACCAGACCUGGAAGAAGACGUCAAUUCCCCCCACAUCACUCCAACUAAUGUCACGUCAUUAGUGAGUUUCGAUCCGAAAAGUGCCACGCUACUCCGAAUACGACAACAUUUGGAGGCGGAGCCUUCUGAUAGAGAUACUCCGGACUAUGACAUGUACGAACGUCUUCGUUCUCGAUCUUCUGGCGGUGGUCAAUCAGACAUCGUUCCUGCUUCAACUAUUCCAUUAAGUUCGGACUAUAAAUCAAGGAAUGCGUCGCAAGAUUCAGUUCCGUCGAUGUUCGCACCGAUGCUUGAUUCACCCGCACCUUCCUCCACGUCAUCAAGAUCUUCUGGUGCUUCUAGUGGCCUCAGACCUUUUGGGAAGGCUGGAAUUUCGCUUUCGGUGGAUCCUUCGCCGAUUUUGUCACCUGGAAUUCGGUUAUCUGAACAGCUGGGAGCCAAAAAACAACCAUAUAAAAGUGCAUUCCGAGUCCAAAAGACUGAAAAUGCACGGGUAAUAAGUCAUUAUCAUGCUCCGAACGAAAUUCCAUUGUCCAGUGAUCCGUCGGUUGUGGAGACUGGAAACUAUCCAGUGAUGACGAGUGGCGGUCUUCUUGUUUGA
Messenger RNA from Caenorhabditis remanei, 1431 nucleotides. RefSeq lists its product as uncharacterized. The coding region runs from base 1 to 1431 and encodes 476 amino acids. The transcript has 5 exons. Gene Ontology annotation, biological process: regulation of sodium ion transport. The record is from RefSeq and is a predicted model, not a curated record. NCBI's taxonomy places the organism in Eukaryota, Metazoa, Nematoda, Chromadorea, Rhabditida, Rhabditidae.